Messenger RNA from Seminavis robusta, 642 nucleotides. Lineage: Eukaryota; Bacillariophyta; Bacillariophyceae; Naviculales; Naviculaceae. The record is from the annotation of a GenBank genome assembly.
AUGGUCGUUGUUGAUGGAGCAUCAGUAGAAGACUGUCCUGUUGGAAUGGUCGAGGGAAAGAUUCCAGCAGUUGGCUUGAUAAAGGCAAAGGAUCUGGCAGAUGGUAAAGAGCUUCUUCCGCAGGGAAAGGACACUGUUGACCACGAGAGCAAAAGCGCAGAUGCGUCGGAAGAUCAAGUCAAGAAUGAGGAUUCCGUGGAAGAAGACACCGAUCAACCCAAAGUUAUGGAUGGGCAAGGGAACAAACUUGACAUGGGUACGCCAGAAAUGAGCUCUAAGGGGGCAGAAACGAAGAACAGGGAUAGCCGUGGCAACGAUGACAAUCGGCAAGUCACGCACGAAGAUCAAAAGUUGGACAAAUGGGUUCCAAGCCAAGAAGAUAUAUCGAUGGAACUCGGAGGUGGUAUUUGCAAGCGAGGCCCGACCACGGACAAUGACCCAAAGCUCAAGGAGAACACAAAACGUGAACUAAAUGAGGAAACGAAGAAGAAUGCUGUGCACAAAAGGGCAGAGGAAAGCAAAAGUACCGGUCCAGUACGCGCAGCCAUCGAAGGCAAAGCACCCGCACCUCCUCUGGUUCAUCUACUAGGUCCAAGGCACGUGGAUCCAAGAAAAGCGAUGCCGCCUCCGCAGCAAUACUAG